GCCCCGGAGCGGCGGCGGCCGCAGCGCAGAGCGGAGCCCGAGCCGGAGCCGGAGCCGGAGCGCAGCCACCAGGCUGCAUUCCCCACCCGUCCUCCGGCAGCAGACGGGCCAAUUUCUCCCCUUGCUACAGAGCUGAGACCUGGCCGGGUGCUGUGGAGCCAUCCAUGACAGAGACUGAGCAGCAGGAAGCAAGAAGGAGGGGAGAGGCUUUCCCCUUCUGCAGCAGCAGCUCCUUGUGAGCCCCGGGACGCAGCCCCACCCUACCCCCUCCUCCCUGCCAGGCUCCCCUCACCCCCAUUACAGACACCAGAGCCAUCCCCACCAGGCACAGAAUGUGUGAUUCUGGCUGGGGGGGAUGCCCUCCGCAGCCCCAGCUGUGACCCAUGGGGAGGGAGCUGGGAUCCCAGCGGAGAGGAAGGGCCUGGCGGGGCAGGGUGCCUGAGGCCUUUUGGGCCUGAGUGAGGCGGUCUGUUGGAAUUGGGGGUGGGGAAGCAGCUGGAGACUGAUCACCCGGCAUGGAUUGUGUGGCCCUGCACAGCCUCCCCGAGGGACUGCAGACAGGAGAUUCCCGAGACGAGACGCUGGGCUUGGGCUGGCUGUGCUGGGCUCCGUGGAGGCCUCAUUACUCAUGCUGCUGAGGUCGAGAGCUUUCAGCAGGGCAGCGGCGCUAUGGAGGCACCGCCUGAGAGCACCAGGGGCUGAGUGUAACCAGAGUCAAGCGGGGAAGAGGGGGGCGCAUGACCCUGCAUUUUCCCAAGUGUCUCCUAUUUGGAUGUGAACAGAGGGGCAGCAGGGGCUGGAUCAUUUUCCUUCUGCUCCCACCAGCUGCACCUGGACUUUGGAGCACCAGGGAUUGGGUGUGGCCAAGAUGCUCGCUCCAGCCUGGCUCCAUGUGUAGUUAAGAGACUAGACAGCCUCUGGGCAACUGGGAUCAUUCCUCCGGGGCCAGCACGUUGCAGAGACACUGCUCGUUCCUCAUCCAUGCUGCUUUCGGGAGGACUCUGAAGCCAGAGGUCGAGCCAGUCGGGCCCAGAGAGCCACCCCCAGAGGGCAAGGGGCCUGGGAGGAUGCCCUCCUGCUGACUUCCCUGUCUCCAGCCCCUCUGCUGCCUCCCUGCUCAGGCUGCUGCCUGCUGACCUGGCGCCAUGUUGCGGCCGAGCUCAGGGGUGUUGAUCUCGGUGAAUGGGCUGGGCUUCCCACCGCAGAAUCUGGCCCGCGUGGUGGUGUGGGAAUGGCUGAACGAGCACGGGCGCUGGCGGCCCUACACAGCGGCAGUCUGCCACCACAUUGAGAAUGUGCUGAAGGAGGAUGCCCGGGGCAGCGUGGUGCUGGGGCAGGUGGAUCCCCAGCUGGUUCCGUAUAUCAUCGACCUGCAGUCCAUGCACCAGUUCCGCCAGGACACAGGGUUCCUGCCCUCCCGGUUAAGAAUCUGAAUGGAACCGGACCAGUCCAUCCUGCCCUGGCAGGUAUGACAGGCAUUUUGAUGUGUGCUGCUGGGCUGCCUGUAUGCCUGACCCGGGCCCCGAAGCCCAUCCUGCACCCUCCGCCCGUGAGCAAGAGCGACAUCAAGCCGGUGCCUGGGAUCAAUGGCAUCUGCAGGAAAACCAAGAAGAAGCACCUCAAAAAGAGCAAGAAUCCUGAGGAUGUGGUGCGCCGGUACAUCCAGAAGGUGAAGAGCCCGCCGGACGAGGACUGCACCAUCUGCAUGGAGAGGCUGGUGGCCUCGUCCGGCUACGAGGGCCUGCUCAGCCACAGGGGCGCCAAGCCGGAGCUGGUGGGCAAGUUGGGCAAGUGCGGGCACAUGUACCACCUCCUCUGCCUGGUGGCCAUGUACAACAACGGCAACAAGGAUGGCAGCCUGCAGUGCCCCACCUGCAAGGCCAUCUAUGGGGAGAAGACCGGGACCCAGCCCCCAGGGAAGAUGGAGUUCCACAUCAUCCCACACUCGCUGCCAGGCUACACGGAAUCCAAAACCAUCCGCAUCGUCUACGACAUCCCCACAGGCAUCCAGGGCCCAGAGCACCCGAACCCCGGGAAGAAGUUCACAGCCCGAGGCUUCCCCCGGCACUGCUACCUACCGGACAACGAGAAAGGCAGGAAGGUUCUGAAGCUCCUGAUUGUGGCAUGGGACCGCCGGCUCAUCUUCACCAUUGGCACAUCCAGCACGACGGGAGAGUGCGACACUGUGGUGUGGAACGAGAUCCACCACAAGACAGAGUUUGGUUCCAACCUCACUGGCCACGGCUACCCUGACCCCAACUACCUGGACAAUGUCCUGGCUGAGCUGAUGGCCCAGGGGGUCUCGGAAGCCAACCUGAAGGACUGAGGAGGAAGCCCCCGCUCUCUGCUUGCGUGCUUCUUGGCAGCCAAACCCCGCCUGCGUCCGUGUCUCCGUGAGUCCAUCCUCCACCACCGCCAUGCCCGGGAACCACCCACCUUCCCAGAGCCCUCACUCUGCUUCUGCUGCCUUGACCUUCAGUAACCUUCAGACUGCAAUGCUGGCCUUGGCUGGGGUGCCGCGGAAGUGUACGUCCCCCAGCAGGCGGAGUGGCUCUCCCUUUAACCGAUGCCACGUGCACGCCCCUCAGACACGCCGGCCGAUGAGCAGCAGGCCAGCAGGAGCUGCGUGAGUGACCAAGCAACGCAAAGCUGGGCUGAUUAUUUUUUUAUACUCUUGUGAUCUGUGAUAUUUUCCCUGUUAGA
Trachemys scripta elegans is the source of this 2703-nucleotide messenger RNA. It is a transcript of the gene DTX1, whose product is annotated as deltex E3 ubiquitin ligase 1. The record is from RefSeq and is a predicted model, not a curated record. Gene Ontology annotation, cellular component: nucleoplasm. Gene Ontology annotation, molecular function: zinc ion binding; ubiquitin protein ligase activity. Gene Ontology annotation, biological process: Notch signaling pathway; protein ubiquitination. NCBI's taxonomy places the organism in Eukaryota, Metazoa, Chordata, Testudines, Emydidae.